Messenger RNA from Alligator mississippiensis (American alligator), 7011 nucleotides. It is a transcript of the gene DOCK7, whose product is annotated as dedicator of cytokinesis 7. Gene Ontology annotation, biological process: positive regulation of GTPase activity; axonogenesis; small GTPase-mediated signal transduction. Bases 141 to 6536 code for a protein of 2131 amino acids. Lineage: Eukaryota; Metazoa; Chordata; Crocodylia; Alligatoridae. The transcript has 50 exons. Gene Ontology annotation, molecular function: guanyl-nucleotide exchange factor activity. The record is from RefSeq and is a predicted model, not a curated record.
CAAUAACCCGGGAGCCGCCCCCGCCCCCGCCGUAUCUCUGCGAGCUGCCGCUCGGCAGGCGGGGGCGGGCGGGGGCCGGGCCGUGUGGCUGCGCGCCUCUCCGCAGCAUUACGGCGGCGGCCCCCAGCCCGGCCGCAGCCAUGGCCGAGCGCCGCGCCUUCGCGCAGAAAAUCAGCAGAACUGUGGCGGCUGAAGUCAGGAAGCAGAUCUCGGGGCAGUAUGGCGGGUCUCCCCAGCUUCUCAAAAAUCUUAACAUUGGUGGCAGCGUUUCUCACCAUACAACUGUUCCUCUUACAGAAGCUGUGGAUCCAGUGGAUUUGGAAGAAUACCUUAUUACACAUCCUCUUGCAGUGGAUUCUGGCCCUUUGAGGGAUUUGCUUGAAUUUCCUCAAGAUGACAUUGAAGUUGUAUACACUCCCCGGGAAUGUAGGACUCUUGUAUCAGCUGUACCUGAAGAGAGCGAGAUGGACCCUCAUGUGAGGGAUUGUGUAAGAAGUUACACAGAAGAUUGGGCAAUUGUAAACAGAAAAUAUCACAAACUGGGAACAGGAUUUAAUCCCAACACCUUAGACAAACAGAAAGAGAGGCAAAAAGGGCUCCCCAAACAGAUCUUCGAGUCAGACGAGGCUCCAGAUGGCAACAGUUACCAGGAUGAACAAGAUGACCUUAAAAGGCGUUCAAUGUCAAUAGAUGAUACUCCACGAGGCAGCUGGGCAUGCAGUAUUUUCGACCUGAAAAACUCCCUGCCUGAUGCCCUUCUUCCAAAUCUACUUGACCGAACCCCAAAUGAAGAAAUUGACCAUCAGAAUGAUGAUCAGAGGAAGUCAAACAGACACAAGGAGCUAUUUGCCCUGCAUCCAGCCCCAGAUGAGGAGGAGCCUAUAGAACGACUGUGUGUCCCUGAAGUACCCAAAGAACACUUUGGGCAAAGACUUCUUGUGAAGUGUUUGUCUCUUAAAUUUGAAAUUGAAAUUGAGCCCAUUUUUGCAAGCUUGGCUUUGUAUGAUGUUAAAGAAAAGAAAAAGAUUUCAGAGAAUUUCUACUUUGAUUUAAACUCUGAACAAAUGAAAGCAAUGCUGCGUCCUCAUGUCCCACCUGCUGCCAUUUCUACUUUGGCCAGAUCUGCUAUUUUUUCUAUUACUUAUCCCUCUCAGGAUGUCUUUCUGGUUAUAAAGCUGGAAAAAGUAUUACAGCAAGGGGAUAUAGGGGAGUGUGCAGAGCCAUAUAUGAUUUUUAAGGAAGCUGAUGCUGCAAAGAAUAAGGAAAAGUUGGAAAAGUUGAAAAGUCAAUCGGAUCAGUUUUGCCAAAGAUUAGGCAAAUAUCGAAUGCCUUUUGCCUGGACAGCCAUUCAUUUAAUGAACAUAGUCAGCAGUGCGGGAAGUUUGGAGAGAGAUUCCACGGAAGUAGAAGUUGGCACAGGAGAACGCAAAGGAUCUUGGUCAGAGAGGCGAAAUUCUAGUAUUGUUGGAAGACGAUCCUUAGAGAGAACCACAAGCGGAGAUGAGGCUUGCAAUCUGACUAGCUUUAGGCCAGCCACACUUACAGUGACAAACUUCUUUAAGCAGGAGGGUGAUCGCUUGAGUGAUGAAGAUUUGUACAAGUUCCUUGCAGAUAUGAGAAGGCCGUCUUCUGUUUUACGGAGGUUGAGACCCAUUACAGCUCAGCUGAAGAUAGACAUAUCUCCAGCACCAGAGAAUCCCCACUACUGCCUAACUCCAGAGCUGCUGCAAGUCAAACUUUACCCAGACAGCAGAGUUAGACCUACAAGAGAGAUCCUGGAGUUUCCAGCCAGGGAUGUGUAUGUUCCAAAUACUACUUACAGGAAUCUUCUGUAUGUCUAUCCUCAGAGCCUUAACUUUGCCAACCGUCAAGGCUCUGCCAGGAAUAUCACUGUGAAAGUCCAGUUCAUGUAUGGAGAAGAUCCAAGCAACGCCAUGCCAGUCAUUUUUGGUAAAUCUAGCUGUCCUGAAUUUUCCAAGGAGGCAUACACAGCUGUUGUCUAUCACAACAGAUCGCCUGAUUUCCAUGAAGAAAUUAAGGUUAAGCUUCCAGCUACUUUAACUGACCAUCAUCACCUCCUCUUUACUUUCUAUCAUGUCAGCUGCCAACAGAAACAGAACACUCCCCUUGAGACUCCAGUUGGAUAUACAUGGAUCCCGAUGCUUCAGAAUGGACGCUUGAAGACUGGUCAGUUCUGUCUACCCGUUUCCUUGGAGAAACCGCCGCAGGCUUACUCUGUGCUUUCUCCAGAGGUGCCCCUUCCUGGAAUGAAGUGGGUAGAUAAUCAUAAAGGAGUUUUUAAUGUGGAAGUUGUUGCUGUAUCAUCUAUCCAUACACAGGACCCUUACCUCGACAAGUUCUUUGCACUUGUCCAUGCUCUAGAUGAGCACAUGUUCCCUGUGCGAAUUGGAGACAUGAGGAUUAUGGAAAACAACUUGGAAAAUGAAUUAAAAAGCAGCAUUUCAGCUUUAAAUUCAUCUCAGCUGGAGCCAGUAGUACGCUUUCUUCAUCUCCUGUUGGAUAAAUUGAUUCUUCUGGUAGUAAGACCCCCUGUCAUUGCAGGCCAAAUAGUCAACCUGGGACAAGCAUCUUUUGAAGCGAUGGCAUCGAUCAUAAACAGACUCCACAAAAACCUAGAUGGAAACCAGGACCAGCAUGGCAGAAACAGUCUUCUCGCUUCUUAUAUUUAUUAUGUUUUUCGUCUGCCGAACACCUACCCCAAUUCACCUUCUCCAGGUCCUGGUGGUUUGGGAGGAUCAAUGCAUUAUGCUACCAUGGCUCGAUCAGCUGUCAGACCAGCAAGCCUUAAUUUGAAUCGCUCAAGGAGUCUUAGUAACAGCAACCCAGAUAUAUCUGGGACACCAACCUCACCGGAUGAUGAAGUUAGGUCAAUCAUUGGAAGUAAGGGUUUAGACCGCUCCAAUUCCUGGGUAAACACUGGUGGUCCCAAAGCUGCCCCAUGGGGAUCCAACCCCAGUCCAAGUGCAGAGUCAACACAGGCUACGGAUCGAAGUUGUAAUCGCAUGUCUUCGCACACAGAGACGUCAAGUUUCUUACAAACAUUAACAGGACGAUUACCAACCAAAAAGCUUUUUCACGAAGAACUGGCCUUGCAGUGGGUCGUUUGCAGUGGGAGUGUUCGGGAGGCCGCUCUGCAGCAGGCAUGGUUCUUCUUCGAGCUUAUGGUGAAGAGCAUGGUGCAUCAUUUGUAUUUUGCUGACAAACUGGAUGCACCAAGGAAGAAUCGCUUUCCGGAGCGUUUCAUGGAUGACAUAGCUGCUCUGGUCAGCACUAUUGCCAGUGAUAUAGUUUCGCGGUUUCAGAAGGAUACUGAAAUGGUUGAAAGGCUCAACACCAGUCUUGCAUUUUUCCUCAAUGAUCUGCUGUCCAUCAUGGACAGAGGGUUUGUGUUUAGCCUUGUUAAGGCCCACUACAAACAGGUAUCUUCAAAGCUUUAUUCCUUACCAAAUCCAAGUAACCUGGCGUCCUUGAGGCUGGACUUCCUCCGCAUUAUCUGCAGCCAUGAGCACUACGUUACCCUGAACUUACCCUGCAGCUUACUUACCCCACCUGCUUCUCCAUCACCAUCAGUGUCUUCAGCAACUUCUCAGAGUUCUGGAUUCUCUACAAAUGUCCAAGAUCAGAAGAUUGCAAAUAUGUUUGAACUGUCUGUGCCUUUCCGCCAGCAGCAUUACUUGGCAGGCCUUGUGUUAACAGAGUUGGCUGUCAUUUUGGAUCCUGAUGCUGAUGGUUUGUUUGGAUUGCAUAAGAAGGUCAUCAAUAUGGUACACAAUUUACUGUCUAGUCACGAUUCGGAUCCACGGUACUCUGACCCACAGGUAAAGGCCCGGGUGGCCAUGCUCUAUCUACCUCUGAUUGGCGUGAUCAUGGAAACCGUGCCUCAGCUAUAUGAUUUUACAGAGACUCACAACCAGCGAGGAAGGCCAAGCUGUGUUGCUGUGGACGAUUACGAAAGCGAGGGUGGAAGCAUGAUAAGUCAGACAGUGGCUAUGGCCAUCGCAGGGACAACCAUCCCCCAGCUUACUCGGCCCAGCAGUUUUCUACUUACAUCCUCGACUGGCCGGCAGCAUUCCACCUUCUCAGCGGAGUCGAGCCGGAGCCUCUUGAUCUGUCUCUUGUGGGUCCUGAAGAAUGCUGAUGAGAGCGUCCUGCAGAAAUGGUUCACAGACCUCUCUGUGCUGCAGCUCAAUCGCUUGCUGGAUUUGCUUUAUCUCUGUGUUUCCUGCUUUGAGUACAAGGGCAAGAAAGUGUUUGAAAGAAUGAACAGUUUGACAUUUAAGAAGUCGAAGGACAUGAGAGCCAAACUGGAAGAAGCUAUUCUGGGAAGUAUAGGAGCCAGGCAAGAAAUGGUUAGAAGGAGCAGAGGGCAGCUAGAAAGAAGUCCAUCUGGGAGUGCAUUCGGAAGCCAAGAGAAUUUGAGAUGGAGAAAGGAUAUGACACACUGGCGUCAAAACACAGAGAAACUUGACAAAUCAAGGGCAGAGAUAGAACAUGAAGCACUUAUUGAUGGAAAUCUUGCAACUGAAGCUAAUCUGAUUAUUUUGGAUACUUUAGAGAUAGUUGUCCAGACCGUUUCUGUGACUGAAUCCAAAGAGAGUAUCCUUGGUGGGGUGCUGAAAGUGCUGCUGCACAGCAUGGCUUGUAAUCAAAGUGCACUUUAUCUCCAACACUGCUUCGCUACACAAAGAGCUUUGGUUUCAAAGUUCCCCGAGCUGCUGUUUGAAGAAGAGACAGAGCAGUGUGCUGACCUGUGCCUAAGGCUUCUGCGACACUGCAGUAGUAGCAUUAGCACAAUACGCUCACAUGCUAGCGCUUCACUUUACCUCCUUAUGAGACAGAAUUUUGAGAUUGGGAAUAACUUCGCUAGAGUGAAAAUGCAGGUGACCAUGUCCCUCUCAUCACUGGUGGGGACAUCCCAGAACUUCAAUGAGGAGUUUUUGAGACGUUCCCUGAAGACUAUUUUAACCUAUGCUGAAGAGGAUCUGGAACUCAGAGACACAACAUUCCCUGAUCAGGUCCAGGAUCUUGUAUUCAACCUCCAUAUGAUCCUCUCUGACACAGUUAAAAUGAAGGAACACCAGGAAGAUCCAGAAAUGCUGAUUGACCUGAUGUACAGAAUUGCCAAGGGCUAUCAGAAUUCCCCCGACCUGCGACUGACCUGGUUACAGAACAUGGCCGGAAAACAUUCCGAAAGGAGCAACCACGCUGAAUCUGCACAGUGUUUGGUCCACUCAGCAGCACUUGUGGCUGAAUAUUUAAGCAUGCUUGAAGAUCGGAAAUACCUGCCUGUAGGAUGUGUCACAUUUCAGAACAUAUCUUCUAAUGUUUUGGAAGAAUCUGCAGUUUCUGAUGAUGUUGUAUCACCAGACGAAGAAGGUAUCUGUUCUGGAAAGUAUUUUACAGAAGCAGGUCUGGUGGGAUUGCUGGAACAGGCGGCAGCAUCUUUUUCCAUGGCUGGCAUGUAUGAAGCAGUAAAUGAGGUUUACAAAGUCCUCAUUCCUAUUCAUGAAGCUAAUAGAGAUGCCAAGAAACUGUCUACAAUUCAUGGUAAACUUCAAGAAGCGUUCAGCAAAAUUGUUCAUCAGAGUACUGGCUGGGAGCGGAUGUUUGGUACAUACUUCCGGGUUGGCUUUUACGGCACUAAAUUUGGAGACUUAGAUGAGCAAGAAUUUGUGUACAAGGAACCUGCCAUAACAAAGCUGGCGGAAAUAUCCCAUAGACUGGAGGGGUUUUACGGAGAACGGUUUGGUGAAGAUGUUGUGGAAGUGAUUAAAGACUCUAACCCUGUAGACAAAUGUAAACUAGAUCCUAACAAGGCCUACAUCCAAAUAACCUAUGUGGAACCUUAUUUCGACACAUAUGAGAUGAAGGACAGGAUAACCUAUUUUGACAAAAACUAUAACCUGCGGCGUUUCAUGUACUGCACGCCCUUCACCCUGGAUGGCCGGGCACAUGGGGAGCUGCAUGAGCAGUUCAAGAGGAAGACAAUCUUGACUACAUCACAUGCUUUCCCUUACAUUAAAACUAGAAUAAAUGUCAUCCACAAAGAGGAGAUCAUUUUGACUCCCAUUGAAGUGGCCAUUGAGGACAUGCAGAAAAAAACACAGGAACUGGCUUUUGCAACUCAUCAAGAUCCAGCAGAUCCAAAGAUGCUCCAGAUGGUGCUUCAGGGUUCAGUCGGCACAACGGUAAAUCAGGGACCAUUAGAAGUUGCACAGGUUUUCUUGUCUGAAAUACCCAAUGAUCCAAAGCUCUUCAGACACCAUAACAAACUACGGCUCUGUUUCAAAGACUUCACAAAAAGGUGCGAAGAUGCACUGCGCAAGAACAAGAGCCUGAUAGGCCCAGACCAAAAGGAGUAUCAGCGGGAGCUUGAGAGGAACUACCACCGUCUUAAAGAAGCUCUCCAGCCCUUGAUUAACAGGAAGAUCCCACAGCUAUACAAGGCUGUGCUGCCUGUUGCUUGCCAUAGAGACUCCUUCAGCAGAAUGAGCCUUCGCAAAAUGGAUAUCUAGACAAGUAAAAAAAAAAAAAAAAAAAAAGCACUUAAAAUUAAGGUAAUGAAAAGAGCCGCAUUAUCAGCGCUGGGAAUCAAAGGAGUUUGACUGAGAAAUAAAACUUGGACUUCAUCGUGGACACCCCCCCACCCCCACCCCCCAUUUUACUUACUUACAUUGAAGUGUUAAGUGGCCAAAAAUCAUUUUGAAUUGUCAAAUGUAGAUUUAAUGUUUUAAAAAAUCAUGGCAGUGGUAUACAAAGUACUGGUGAUAAGCUGUAAACUUACCUGGUUUUUUUUAAGGCAUUUUUGACUCAAAGGUACACUAAACACAUUUAUCAUUAUUUAUAGCAUUACUUAAUGUUAAAUUUAUUUACUUUUAGUUCAUAUAUUUAAUUUAUAUUAGGAGCAUUUGCAGAUGCAUUUUUGAAGUUUUUAAUGUAGUGAUGUUUAUUUCAAUGGUACUAUUAAAUAUGUGAAUGUUUACACUUUAA